Sodiomyces alkalinus F11 is the source of this 1599-nucleotide messenger RNA. RefSeq lists its product as hypothetical. The record is from RefSeq and is a predicted model, not a curated record. The transcript has a single exon. Lineage: Eukaryota; Fungi; Ascomycota; Sordariomycetes; Glomerellales; Plectosphaerellaceae. The coding region runs from base 488 to 1279 and encodes 263 amino acids.
CCGUAGUGCCUACUUCUUCUCGACCGAAGGUAGCUCCGAACUUUGUCUUCGCUGUUUUCCCCUCCUCUCCUCCAAUACAUCGCUCUCGCCGUCCGCAGGAGUUCAUCCCACAUUUCGUUUCUAUACCCAUUGGGCCGGUUUCCUUUAUUUCCUUUAUACCUGCCUUCUCUCUCUUCCUCCCCUUCCUGCCAGUCCCUUCACUUCCAAUUGUCUCGACUAAGGGACCUGACCUAAAAUACUUCCUUUAUAUAAGGUACCCAUUCAUAUUCAUGACAUGGUCGUGCGCCAGUCACCCUCAUGAUAACCUCAUAUCUCGCCUUUCCCACACCAACAUUUCGUCUUGCUCCAACUUCUGCCUGCAUAUGGCAACCGCAUUGACUGCCUCUGAGCUGCCUGACACGAACACGACCCGGCCCCUUCCUUUCCUCCUCCGCGCCUCGCUUUGAAUAUCAAGGAAUUGGGAAUCCUUUCAGCACCAGCAGCAAACAUGGCCUCCUUACCUUCCCAACACCCAACCCUCUCCAUCCACCUCUCCGACCGCAACUUGAACCCCAUCCUCACCUCGGCCCGGUCCGAAACACAGCUCGACGCCCUCACAUCUCUCACAAGCACCUCCCUAACCGCCCACGCCGCCGCCCAGCGCCUCGCCCUCGGCCACCCCCAGCGCCUCAUCGUCGAGCACGGUCCCGGCAACCCCGUCGUCCUCACCUCCUACCUCGACCCCGCCGCCCUGUCUCCGCCUUCCGGUCCUCUACACCCAUCGUCCCCCUCCCGUCCAUCAACACCACACCAUUCUACCGCCCCCGCCGUGGCCGUGGCCGUCGCCGUCCCUGCUCCGGACUCGAUCCCUAGCGGUAGUCCAGCAGCGGCAACCCCUCCCGUCGAAGAACUCGCGGCCACCUCGCUCUCAGGGCCAGAAGGAGGAAGCGACUCCCGAGCGAGCGGAACCACCAGCCCCAAGGCCCGCUCGCAGAAUACCCGCGAAACCUCUCCCCCCACCACCGCCACCGCCACCGCCACCGCGGCGACAGGCACCAAGAUACCGCCUAGCAAGAGAUCGGCACCGGAAUCGGACGACGAGGCCCGAAAUACAGCCACAAAGGCACCGAUACUCGUCGGGCUCGUAGUGGCCGGCACGGCCGAAGAGGCUCUCGAGGCACGGCGGGCUGCCAUCCGGCUCGAGCGCGUGGGGCGUGCCGUCCAACGUGAAUGGCUAGAAGAAGAGGAACAGAAAGGCGACUCCGACACGGACAAGAGCGCUGCAUCACAGCCCUUAUAGGGGCCCAAUUGCCAGCUCUGUUCAAGUUCUUCUCAUGAUACUUGAUCAUGGGACCGUAUCAGGACACAUGGCGAAGGACAGUUCAGGGUCCCUAUGCGUGGCCCUUACCGUUUAGGUGACCCCAAUCAUGAUUCUACGAGGACGAACGGAUAUGACUGCAUCAAAAUAGGAUAUGGAGGGUUGGUAUAAAAUGGAGUUAGUAUGCAUUUUAUGAGACCCCCACCCAAAAGAAAAAAGGAGUUCACGAUUUCUUUUGCUCUUAUUCAUCUGCCACGAUCUACAGCUUGUUCCGUCUAACAGGUAUUUGAUUUCGGCAUGCU